UUCGACCAUCUUUCGUCAAAUUUCACUCUCGACAACCUGUUUCAUACUCUCAUCAGACCAGUAUCUUAUCGAGUCGCAUCUCGAUCGUUCAAUCAGCCAGCUUUUCGUCCAAUCUCAAAGCACAGCAUAAUAGCAAGAAUGGCUACAUCCGGCAUUGAUACCAAACGAGCAAAGCUUGAAGGUAACGAACAUAUUGUCACACACAACGGUACCCAUCAUGCAGAUGAAGCUUUGGCAGUUCAUUUGUUGAGAAAGCUACCCCAAUACGCUCAAGCCAAGCUUACGAGAACUCGUGAUCAAUCCAUCAUCGAUUCGGCCACCAUUGUCGUAGACGUUGGAGCACAAUACGAUGCUGCCCGUCAUCGUUAUGAUCAUCAUCAAAGAGGAUUCGAAGAAACAUUUGAUGCCGAUCACAAGAUCAAAUUGAGCAGUGCAGGAUUGGUUUGGAAGCAUUUCGGAAAAGAAAUCGUUGGUGCACAUUUGCAAUUACCUGUUGAAGAUAAACGGGUUGCAUUGUUACACAAGAAACUUUACGAUGACUUUGUUGAAGCAAUUGAUGGUAUCGAUAAUGGAAUUCCACUCUUUCCCGCAUCGGCUGGUCAACCGGCCUAUUCAUCAAAAACAGAUCUUUCCGCUCGUGUGGGAUAUUUGAACCCAGCCUGGAACGAAACCUUGCCGAGUGAUCCUGAAGAACGAGAGGCAGAUUCUAUGCGUAGAUUCGAACGUGCAAGCGCUUUGGCCGGUGGGGAAUUCUUUGAUCGUCUAGACUUCUCUUUCCGAUCUUGGUUGCCUGCUCGGGAUAUCAUUGAGAAAGCCUUGAAGACUCGCAAAGAGGGACCUUCUGCCGAUUCUCAAGGUAGACUUUUGAUCUUUGACGAUUUCGCUUCUUGGAAAAGUCACAUCUUUGACUUGGAAAAAGAUCUCAACAUUCCGGAGAACGAAAAAGUGCUAUACGUCAUCUACCCAGAUGAAUCAGGCAAAUGGCGUAUUCAAUGCGUUCCUGAAUCACCUGAUAGUUUCGUUAGUCGUAAACCACUUCCAGAACCUUGGAGAGGUAUCAGAGAUGCAGAACUAUCGAAAUUGAUAGGAAUUGAAGGAUGUGUCUUUGUUCAUCAAAGUGGCUUCAUCGGUGGUAAUGCAACAAGAGAAGGUGCUCUGAAGAUGGCACACGCCGCUUUAGCAAGCAAUGUGUAAGAUCAUGUAUUACGUUCAACAAAAUGCA
Molecule: messenger RNA, 1222 nt
Organism: Meira miltonrushii
Lineage: Eukaryota; Fungi; Basidiomycota; Exobasidiomycetes; Exobasidiales; Brachybasidiaceae
Product: metal-dependent protein hydrolase
Exons: 1
Coding region: 139-1194 (351 amino acids)
Cellular component (GO): cytoplasm; nucleus
Source: RefSeq, a predicted model, not a curated record